Cylindrotheca closterium is the source of this 528-nucleotide messenger RNA. The record is from the annotation of a GenBank genome assembly. Lineage: Eukaryota; Bacillariophyta; Bacillariophyceae; Bacillariales; Bacillariaceae.
AUGAAGACCUUUAGUCUCGCACUUCUCAUCGCCCUCUUCUUUGGCAAUGCUGCUGCCUUCAUGACUGCGCCUUCCAAGGCCGCGGUCAAGGUUGACACUAACUCUGCGGAAGAGUCCUCCACCUCGUUGCAGUACGGUUACGGCCGUUACAACAGCUACUACGGUGGCGGUGGAUAUGGUGGAGGCUACUCCCCCUACUACAAUGUCGGUUACGGCGGUGGCUACGGCAUGGGCUACGGCAGUGGUUAUGGUGGAUACGGUGGUGGAUACGGCAGUGGAUACGGUGGAUAUGGAGGAGGUUACCGAAGCCCCUCCAGAUACUACGACUGGAAUGAACGCACCACCUACACCAACCCCUACCUCAAUGUUGGAUACGGAGGAGGCUACGACCGUUACCGUUAUGGAGGAUACGGUGGCGGCUACGGCAUGGGCGGAUACGGUGGAUACGGCGGCUAUGGAGGAUACGGCGGAGGCUACGGGGGAUAUGGUGGCUACGGACGAGGCUAUGGAGGAGGUUACUACUACUAG